Striga hermonthica is the source of this 561-nucleotide messenger RNA. The record is from the annotation of a GenBank genome assembly. Lineage: Eukaryota; Viridiplantae; Streptophyta; Magnoliopsida; Lamiales; Orobanchaceae.
AUGAAGACUACGGCCGCAUUAAGGAGGCACAGUGAGGCGGAGAGAAGGAGAAGAGGAAGAAUUAACGCGCACUUGCAGAUCCUCCGGGACCUCGUUGGCGCCGAAGAAAAGAUGGACAAAGCCACAUUACUGGGUGAAGUGGUGAACCAGCUAAAACAAUUAAAGAGAGCUGUAAAACAAUCCACGGAAGGCUUGAAUAUCCCAAUCGACACUGACGAUGUCAAUAUCGAAAUACUCGAGACGCACGACAACGAUGUAGUCAAUGGUCUGUUUUAUAUAAAGGCAUCGAUUUGCUGCGAUUACGGGCCUGAAUUGUUUUCCGGUUUAAGACAAGCCAUCAUUGAUCUACCUGUUCGACUUUGUGGGUGCAAGAUAUCGACAUUGGGCGGUAGGGUCAAAAUUAUCUUUUUAAUCGAUAAAGGCGAAAAAGAGGAGGAUAGUGAAUUUGUUGCGACUUCUCUUCGUGUGGUGUUAUGUGAUAUAAUGAAGAAGUCAUCAGCGCCGGCUGAGUUGUCGCCUCGGCCGGUGCAUUUUCCGCUUAAACGGGCUUUGUAUGAGUGA